This is a messenger RNA of Medicago truncatula (barrel medic), 2128 nucleotides long. RefSeq names its product proline-rich protein 4. The record is from RefSeq and is a predicted model, not a curated record. Bases 158 to 1738 code for a protein of 526 amino acids. The transcript has 2 exons. Lineage: Eukaryota; Viridiplantae; Streptophyta; Magnoliopsida; Fabales; Fabaceae.
AAAUUUCAUUGUCGGUUUGGUUUGGAGAUAAUAUCCAACAUUGUUUAUAUAUUAGGCCUCUCAAAUUAGUAGUAUACUCACAUUAUUACAUGCACAAAACCAAAGAAGCUUAAUAGCUUCUCUUUUGAGUUCCAAGUGAUCUGGUUUAGGAAGUGUAAUGCAGAUUUUCACUCUGCGCCAAAGAGCACUUUUGUGCUCUUGGCUGUUUGUUGUCUUUUUGGUACUAGGUUUUUGCUAUGGUGGAGACCAUAGUACAGUUGAGGUAGUUGGGCUUGGAGAAUGCGCAGAUUGCAUUCAGAACAAUAUUAAGACUAGCCAGGCUUUCUCAGGGUUACAUGUAACAAUUGACUGCAAAGAAGCAAAUGGACAUUUUAAAACAAGAGGGGCAGGUGAGCUUGAUAAAAAUGGAAAUUUCAAAGUAUCUCUUCCUCAAGAAAUUGUAAAUGAAGGUGAAUUGAAAGAAGAAUGUUAUGCUCAGCUGCAUAGUGCAACAGCUGCACCUUGUCCUGCUCAUGAUGGCCUGCAAAACACCAAAAUUGUCAUCAAGUCAAAAUCUGAUGACAAACACACCCUAAGUACUGCUGCUGCUGGUAAACUCAAAUUUUCAUCAGCAACAUGUACCUCCAAAUUCUUUUGGCCUCUCUUCAAACAUCCUCUUUUUCCUAAGCUUCCUCAUCCUGAUUUACCUCAAUUUCCCCCUAAAGUUUUUCCAACAUUUCCACCAAAGAUUUUCCAUAAACACCCUCUUUUUCCUCCUGUUCCUAUCUACAAGAAACCUCCAUUUUCUCAUAUUCCUAUUUACAAACCUCCCUUUCCUCAUAUUCCUAUCUACAAGAAACCUUGUCCUCCACCUGUGCCUAUCUAUGAAAAACCUAUCCCUCCUCCUACACCUGUUUAUGAGAAACCUCUUCCUCCACCUACACCUGUCUACGAGAAACCUCUUCCUCCGCCUGUGCCUGUUUACCAUAAACCUCUCCCUCCACCUACACCUGUGUAUGAGAAACCUCUUCCUCCACCUGUGCCUGUUUAUCAUAAACCUCUCCCUCCACCUACGCCUGUAUAUCAUAAACCUCUUCCUCCUCCUGUUCCAGUCAAGAAACCAUGUCCACCACCAAAGGUUGAACAUCCAGUUCUACCACCUGCUCCAGUAUACAAACCUCCUCCAGUUCCAAAGCCACAACCACCACCGGUUCCGGUCAAGAAACCAUGUCCACCACCAAAGGUUGAACAUCCAGUUUUACCACCUGUUCCAGUAUACAAACCUCCACCGGUUCCAAAGGCACUUCCACCACCAGUCCCGAUCAAGAAACCAUGUCCACCAAAGAUUGAGCACCCAGUUCUACCACCUGUUCCAAUAUAUAAGCCUCCAGUAGUAAUUCCAAAGCCACCCGUUGUUCCAAUAUACAAACCACCAGUUAUUCUUCCUCCAUUCAAGAAACCACCAUGUCCACCUCUUCCAACGCUCCCUCCAUUGCCUCCAAAGAGCUUUUUCCAUCACCCCAAGUUCGGAAAAUUGCCUCCAAAGAGCUUUUUCCAUCACCCUAAGUAUGGAAAAUGGCCUCCAUUGCCUCCAAAGAGCUUCUUCCACCACCCCAAGUAUUUUGGAAAAUGGCCACCAAUCCCUCAUAAGAGCUUCUUCCAUCACCCAAAGUUUGGAAAGUGGCCACCAAUUAAUCCAAAAAGCCUCUUCCAUCACCCCAAGUUUGGAUCAUGGCCUCCACUAAGUCCUCAUAAUUAGGUGGCUCUUUUGGUUUACAAAAUAUUCAUUGUUCUUUGUCUUUUCGUUUCUUUAAUUCACAAUCAAGUUACCAUCAGUUUGCAAAUAAAGCCUUCAAGGGAUAGAGCAUGUGAACACUGAACAGAAGAGCAUCAAGGGAUAAUGGAGAAAACAAAAAUAGCAUGAUGUUUGAAGAAGUUUGAUGAAUCUGAGUGUAAUCAUUUGUUGUUCUUGUGUGAAGAUCACUGGAAGUAUUUUUUAAAAGUUACUUUCAUGUGUAUAUAAAUGUGUUAUUUGUGAUAGUUUUUCUCACUUUCUGUGGUUAAUAAAUCCAUUUGUAUCGUUAAUUAUUGCAACCAAAAAGUUGUAUUCUGCACACUUUGAUCUAAAGCCUAAGCCUUUUUGCCAGUA